UUAAAAGAAAAAAAUCUUAUUGGGGAGACGACUUUUAAUUUAAUCAAUUAUAUUUAAACUAUCAAAGUGGAGCUCUUUAACGAAAAUAAAUCGGAUUGCACAGAUAUCGGUGACAUUAAGACAACCCCCCGCCCUCCCUCACCCGCAGCAAAGUUUAAAGCAUCCAUUAAGUCUCACUUAGGAACGGGAUGGAUUACCAAAGGUAAUUUAACAAGAUAGGAUGUUUCCAGUCCACUUGUAAGACUUGCUUUAUGGCUCCAAAGGACCGACGCUGUUCUUCGGCACACCUCGCCGCCCAAAAGAGAAACCCCUCUAUGAAACUUUUAUACUGACGUGAACUUUUAAAAAAUAUCCCAACUGCCAGAGGGUGGUAAAUCUGCACUCCCCGUUGGCCUUUUUAUGAGGAGACUCAGCCUUUCCUGGCUCUUAACAGGGGCAGCCACUGCCUUAACGUGGGAAACUUCUUUUCUAGUCCUGAUUUCAACCCGUUGUCAAAACUUUUUUUCUUUAAAGAAAUGAAUGAGUUGGCUUCUUAAUUGCUCCUGUCUCCCAGAAGGUGCUACCCAGCCACUGUAUUCCCAGGCAGGGAACAAGCUAAAAAAGGCAAAUGCCACCUCUCUCGCCCUUCCCUGCUUUACAGGCAGCUCCGCUUUUGCAGCAGAUAGAGAAACAUAUGCCAAAUGCCAGCGCCCGAGUCCUUCUCCAAGAAGGGCAAAGGAUGCUUCCUAAGGACCAUUUUUAUUUUAAUCUACUCCAGAAAAUAACGCCUUCUGUUUUCUACCAGGCCCCGCCUGCCAUUGGUCCAGGCUGGUCAGCUGACCAGGAAUUGGCUGCAAUUUCGCUCCAGUCCCCAGUUUAAUAGAGCAAGGUUCCCAUACGUCUGUAUUAUCAGCAAUAUACCAAUUAUAAAAAGCCUGCGAAUCGUCAUAAUAACAAUAACCAUAAAAAAAAUCCUGGGGCCCUAAGAUUUCCUCCCUCCUCCUCUUCCUCUUCCCCUCCCUUUUCCACUGGGCCCUGGAAAAGCCAUGAAUUUUGAAUUUGAGAGGGAGAUCGGGUUUAUAAAUAGCCAGCCUUCGCUCGCAGAGUGCCUGACGUCUCUUCCCGCUGUCCUGGAGACAUUUCAAACUUCAUCAAUCAAGGAGUCGACAUUAAUUCCACCUCCUUUGGAGCAGAGCCUCCUCAGCCUGCAUCCGUGUUCCAGCGACCAGGCGAGACCGAGAAUCCAAAAGCCAGACGCUCAUGGCCUGACGCCCCAGCGCCCCGUCCACUUCGGCCCGGGGGCCGCAGAAUUCCCCUGGAUGAAAGAGAAGAAAUCCGCCAAGAAAGCCACCCCGGUUUCCUCCUCCUCUUCUUCCUCGCCAUCCUCUUCCUCCUUCCCGGGAUCGGCGGCUGGAUCUCCUGCAGACCCCCAGGGGAUCCCGGAGAGCGGCGCAGGCGGCUCCAGGCGGCUCCGCACGGCCUACACCAACACCCAGCUCCUGGAGCUGGAGAAGGAGUUCCACUUCAACAAAUACCUGUGCCGCCCCCGGCGAGUGGAAAUCGCGGCCCUGCUGGACCUGACCGAGAGGCAGGGCAAAGUGUGGUUCCAGAACCGCCGCAUGAAGCACAAGAGGCAGACCCAGCACCACGAACCCUCUGACGGGGACCUGGGCUACCCCCAGCCGGAGGAAUGCAGCGACGAGGCGGAGGAGGCCUCCUGCCCGUUCCAGACCAAAGCCCAAGACGCGCCCGGCGCUGCGCAGCCCAGCCCCGGCUACCAGGCGGCCGGAGAGGACAACGCCUCGGCGGAGGGGCUGGAGUCUCCUUUGCUGCCCGAUCUGAGCCUCUUCGCGUCGGAUUCCAGCCUCCAGGGCUCCCUGCAGAGCCCGGUCCACUUCUCGGAGGAAGACUUGGACUUUUUUACCAGCACACUGUGCACUAUAGACCUGCAGCAUCUGAAUUUCCAAUAACGCCCCUCCCUCUCCGCCCAGGUCUCGCUGCCUCGGCUGUAUCGCCCCUUUUCACACACCCCAGCCCCCACAGGCCACCGCAACCUGGAGCCAUGUCACCCCUCAUCUUACCCUCCCCCCAUUUCCCUUUGCCCUGUAAAAGUCGUUCUGAUGUGGAAGGUAGGUCAUAGGCAUGCCCCGUCCUUGAAAUUGUUAUUCCGAUAGUCGCAUAUAAACGGAGCCUCUGUGUUUACUGCAUUCAGGUAUUUAAUUAGAGUUUUAUUUUAUUUCUUAUUUAUUGAAAAGAAACACACACACACACACACACACUCACACUCCGCCACCGCCGCCCAUACACACAUUAGAAAAUUGCAGAGAAAACAUUUGUAAAUCCCCCAAGUGACUCUCUCAGGAAUCCGAACGAAACUUUUAGAUUUCUUAAGAAAAAUAAAUAAUAAUUAAUAAAAAGAACCCGGAGGAAUUUUGCUUCCUCUUUUUUAAGUUUUAGAUGUAGACUAUUUAUUCAAAUCCUUUAAUAGUAAAUGGCAAAUUAUUUAUUGUACAUUAUUUUCAUAGAUUCAAUAAAUGUCUUUAUAAAAUUAAAAAAAAAUGUGUGACACGUUUUCUUCUCGACUUGAAGAACAUUUGUUCACCUCCUCCUGCAAGUUAAAACGAUGGUGUGGUUUUUCUGCAACUAGAAACUGGUGCUUUGUAUUCUCCUGUGUAAACUGGAAGAUGAAACGUGAGCUUAUGCAUAAUAUUUUUUUCUUAGAAAGCAGAUUCUCAGUCAGGAAUUCUGUAUUUAUUAAACUUUUUUUGGUUCCAUUUCCCUUCGCUGGUUUUAUUUAAAUAAUAAAAAACAAAGCAUUUGCUUCGGGGUUAAAAAUGAAUGCUAUUCGUUAAAAAAAAACCACAUUCCUACUCUUCUAGAAAAAAUCUUGUGCAAUGAAAUCCGAUUGAAGCCAACUAUAAAUUCAAAGAUCCCAAAGUUUAAAAUCUCGGCGCUUUCAAAAACACCUUCACCGUGAGAACAUGCACGUUCGACGCACUCUGGUGAGAACCGUUUGCUGUUUAGAAGUUUGCUAUAAAAUAUUUCCCGUCUCCAGUGAGUGUUAGCAGCACCCCAGUGACAAGCCAGAAAGACAAAAGGCAGCUUUUUGAUUUUUCCAGUUCUUCAUUUCUUAUUACUCGAAGAAAAAUAAAAUAAAAUAAAAUAAAAUAAAAUAAAAUAAAAAUGCUGCACCAGGGAGUGGAGAGAGGAUAAAUAUUGUGUCUAGAUUCAAUAAAUGCCCCAUGGGCGCAUCUGACUCCCAGCCUUUUUAGCCAGCAGUGAACGGGUGUAAAGGAAAGAAGGGGGAGACGUUGCAUGUAAAGUGGGGGAUUAAGCGGGGGAUGGGGGAGCACAACGCAGACCACAACAGGACUGAUACAUCGGUGGUGAUUUUCGACAGCAAUGUUUGCUGCUCUGCUCCAGCUCGCGCGUCCUUCCAGGACAGCUCGCUUCCAGCAUGUAAUUUUAAGCACAAAACUCAUAUAUCAGAGGUGGGUGGGGGCUUGUUAUGAAUGAAAAGGGGUCAGCGGAGGAAUCAAUCGCGGUGACACAAAAAAUAAAUCAUAUUACGUCUUUGCUAAGUCACUGGUGUUUCCCCAGACACGGCAGAAAUUUGGUAGGCGUUCAAGUCGAGUUUGUGUGAAAGUAGCAUUGAAACCCAAGAGGCCUGGGGGGAGGAGGGGAGGUGAAAACGUGGGAGGGGGAAUACAAGGGGCACUUCUUUCUUUCCUUGGCUGCUUAAAAUGGCGCAGGAAUCUGUGGCCAGGCACGGAAAAAAGGCAGCCAUGACAGAAGCUAUAUUUAUACUGAGCGAUGUCUUAGGGGCUAAGAGAGGGUGGGAGUUUAGGAGGUAAAUAAAUCCCUUCUUGUAUUAUAGGGGAGGAUGGAUUUUUCACACACACACACACACACACACACACACACACACACACACACACACACCGGCUCACAACGGUACAACAAAGAACAUUCCAUUCCAUCGGGGUCCUCGGCUCCUUUCAAGGAAGAUGUAAGAUUUUUUGCCUCGCCUUCCUUUUCCAUCUUGCUUUCCCAUCUCAGGAAACGGGAGAGAGAAAUAUUAUUGUCCUCUCCGGUUCCUUUUUGGGGGAUAGCGGGGGCGCUUCAGAACUUCAAAUCCAACCAACCUGAAAACAAAAGACCACUGGUUUGAAAUUGCGGUUGGAAACGCCGAGACAUUCCUGGCCUCUCCCGCAAGGCAUUCUGUUUCCCGAUGUGGUUUGGGUUUUUUUUUAAAGGCGAGUAUUUCGCUCUCCUCCCCGAACCAAAUGCUCAGAUCGAUUUUAAAACGAAAAAGCUGCCAGCGAGUUACUGCGGGAGUCGGAAAUAUGCGUGUUGGGAAAAUGGAAAUGCGUUGCCAGUCGGAUAAUCCAUUCGGUCUGACUCAACAAACGCAUCUAGAUGAAAACACGGACCCUACGAUUCAACCCAGGAGCCUAAAUUGGAGGCGUCAGCUCUGUCCCAGGCCCGCUCUUGCCCGCUAAAGUCCUGAAGUCCUGGCAAAACACGCGCUGGCAAAGUCCCACAGAAAGCUAUUCAUUAUCUUUAAGUUUAUUUAAUAUCUGGAGCCUCUGGAACACACUCAAGUACAGAGCUGGCACUGCCAGAGGUUGUUUAUCAAAGGGCCAUUUGUUCCAGUGUC
Molecule: messenger RNA, 4639 nt
Organism: Pelodiscus sinensis (Chinese soft-shelled turtle)
Lineage: Eukaryota; Metazoa; Chordata; Testudines; Trionychidae
Source: RefSeq, a predicted model, not a curated record